AUGGAGAUCGGCAAUAAGAGGAGAGAUUCUGAAGAUGGGCAGAAGCAAGAGGUAGUGAAGAGGGUAAAGUCUCAAGAACCAAACUAUGCCUAUUUGGAGACGGUGAUAAGAGAGAAGUUGGAUUUCGAUUCAGAAAAGAUUUGUUGUGUUACACUGUCUUCACUAAAUGUGUACUGUUGUCUGGUUUGUGGGCAUUACUAUCAGGGAAGACAUGAAAAGAGUCCCGCUUUCAUCCAUUCCAUUAACGAAAACCAUCAUGUCUUCUUGAAUUUAACGAAUUUAAAAUUUUACAUCUUACCGCAAAAUAUUCAAAUUUUACACGAAGAUAAGGUUCAAUUGUUAAAUGGCAUCAAGUAUGCACUCUAUCCAACUUAUAGUGUCAAGGAUUUACAAAGUUUCCCCAAACAAUGUUUCGAUUUAAGCAAUCGCGUAUACCUGAAUGGGUUCAUAGGGUUCACUAAUACAACGACAUACGAUUAUGCGCAUAGUGCAUUACUUUUAAUAUCACACAUGAAACCCUUACGUGAUUAUUUUCUUUUGAACAAUUUUGAUAAUCAAGGCGAGUUCAUCAAAAGGCUAUCUAUAUGUAUCAAAAAAAUCUGGUCGCCAAAAUUAUUCAAACAUUAUUUAUCAGUUGAUGACUUCGUCACCUAUUUAAAGGUCAAAGAAGGAUUGAAUCUGCGUCUUGUAGAUCCACGGGUUUUCCUCCUAUGGUUAUUCAAUAGAAUAUGUUCAUCUUCCAAACAGUUGAAAUCAAUUUCAAACAAGUCUUGUAAAGGAAAAGUGAAAAUUGUGGAAAUCGGAAAAGAUCCUAAAGGCGAUGGACCUGCUACGACCAAAAUCAACGUAAAACCCUUUUGGGUUUUGACCUUGACCUUACCAGAAUUUUCGCCCUUUAAGGAUGGCAACACGGUGGAUAAUCUUCCACAAAUAAACAUCUCCCAACUAUUGAGUAAAUUCAGCGAUAUCAGAGACCCUUCCGCUCAUAGCAUUUUCAAACUAACGCAUUUACCUCAAUUUUUGAUAUUUCAUUUCAAUAGGUUCGACCAUAGUAGUGAACAUCCUGUCAAGAGUAGGAACCAAACGAUAGUAGAAUUUUCCGGUGAACUUAAAGUUUUAUAUGCCAACUAUCGUUUAAAGGCAAACGUGAUCCAUACGGUUAUUAAGCUGCCAUCUACAGACGGGAACACAUCUGAUGGCGAUGAAAGAAGUCAUUGGGUUACUCAACUUUAUGAUGGCAAAAACGACAAAUGGAUUGAAAUAGAUGGUAUAAAUACAACAGAAAGGGAAGCUGAACUACUGUUUCUAGGCGAAACGUUUGUACAAGUAUGGGAAAAGCAGGAACCGUGA
This is a messenger RNA of Saccharomyces eubayanus, 1350 nucleotides long. It is a transcript of the gene SAD1, whose product is annotated as mRNA splicing protein SAD1. The record is from RefSeq and is a predicted model, not a curated record. The coding region runs from base 1 to 1350 and encodes 449 amino acids. Gene Ontology annotation, molecular function: cysteine-type deubiquitinase activity; zinc ion binding. Gene Ontology annotation, biological process: protein deubiquitination. The transcript has a single exon. NCBI's taxonomy places the organism in Eukaryota, Fungi, Ascomycota, Saccharomycetes, Saccharomycetales, Saccharomycetaceae.